This is a messenger RNA of Homo sapiens (human), 1991 nucleotides long. RefSeq names its product olfactory receptor 4N4. The transcript has 9 exons. NCBI's taxonomy places the organism in Eukaryota, Metazoa, Chordata, Mammalia, Primates, Hominidae. Bases 1015 to 1965 code for a protein of 316 amino acids. The record is from RefSeq and is a predicted model, not a curated record.
AGUUAGUAGUUGGUCCCAGUCAGUAACACUCUGGGAGGGCUCAGGCCACAUCACGAAAUGUGACAGGAUAGCCUUGAACUCAUCAAUUGCUGGGGGCACCUCAAACUCAACUCCAAAAUUGAUCUAAUGAACUUUCCCAAACCACAUUCCCUUCUUGCAUUUCUGAGAGAAUGGAUUCCCAUUCAUCUGACUACAGUGCUACCCUGAAAGCAGAUCCAGAGACUAAGAUUCACCUGCAGGUGAUUCAUUUGCAAGGUAAGCUGUCAUCAGUUGGAGGUAAGCGGAAGACAGUAGAGAGUACAGAGCCCUGGACUGUGACUCAGAGGAUGAGCACCAGAUCCAGUUUGCUGUGCCACAGUGUCCUGAAGAUUUUCCUCAGAUAAUCUUUCAUCUCUUUGUUCCUGAGACUAUAUAUUAGAGGAUUACAGAGUGGUGUUAUCACAGAAUAGAACAAGUGGAUUUUUAUCUGAGAUCUACAACUUAUGAAGAAUACAAAUGAUGUAUAUUCUUUUCUACUCUUCAUGUAUGGACUAGAGGGGCUUGCACAGUAGUAAGAAAAAAAUGGCUGAGACCCACAGGAACAAAGAAACAGGACAGGAGUUAGAUGCAGAGAAGAGAUUUCAACAAAAGUUUGGAAGAGAUGCUAACGGUAGCAUCUGAGUCACAGACAGAACAUUGGCACCUUUGUUUAAGAAACUGAAUGUUAAUGUCACAUCUGCCUUUGGAGAUUACAAAUGAAAUGGCUACCUUUCUACUGGAACCCUGACCAGAAGUCUGCCAGUUAGUAAGCUGGCUUAAGAGAUCAAUCUAAAAUUUACAUAAGGCUUUUGAAAAAAAGAAAAAAGAACCCAAAGGCACAGAUUGACGUUAUAAGUCCUGAUUUUUGACUUGACUUCUCAUCACCUGGAAGUGAAUAAAGCAGUAGACUUCUCUAACAUUUUGUAACACAGCAUGAAAAAAUAUAGAGUACAAAAGAUAUAUAUAUAUAAUAUGAUAAAAUGAUGAGCAGAAGAAAUGAAGAUAGCAAACAACACAGUAGUGACAGAAUUUAUCCUCCUUGGUCUGACUCAGUCUCAAGAUAUUCAGCUCUUGGUCUUUGUGCUGAUCUUAAUUUUCUACCUUAUCAUCCUCCCUGGAAAUUUUCUCAUUAUUUUCACCAUAAGGUCAGACCCUGGGCUCACAGCCCCCCUCUAUUUCUUUCUGGGCAACUUGGCCUUCCUGGAUGCAUCCUACUCCUUCAUUGUGGCUCCCAGGAUGUUGGUGGACUUCUUCUCUGAGAAGAAGGUAAUCUCCUACAGAGGCUGCAUCACUCAGCUCUUUUUCUUGCACUUCCUUGGAGGAGGGGAGGGAUUACUCCUUGUUGUGAUGGCCUUUGACCGCUACAUCGCCAUCUGCCGGCCUCUGCACUGUUCAACUGUCAUGAACCCUAGAGCCUGCUAUGCAAUGAUGUUGGCUCUGUGGCUUGGGGGUUUUGUCCACUCCAUUAUCCAGGUGGUCCUCAUCCUCCGCUUGCCUUUUUGUGGCCCAAACCAGCUGGACAACUUCUUCUGUGAUGUCCGACAGGUCAUCAAGCUGGCUUGCACCGACAUGUUUGUGGUGGAGCUUCUGAUGGUCUUCAACAGUGGCCUGAUGACACUCCUGUGCUUUCUGGGGCUUCUGGCUUCCUAUGCAGUCAUCCUCUGCCAUGUUCGUAGGGCAGCUUCUGAAGGGAAGAACAAGGCCAUGUCCAUGUGCACCACUCGUGUCAUUAUUAUACUUCUUAUGUUUGGACCUGCUAUCUUCAUCUACAUGUGCCCUUUCAGGGCCUUACCAGCUGACAAGAUGGUUUCUCUCUUUCACACAGUGAUCUUUCCAUUGAUGAAUCCUAUGAUUUAUACCCUUCGCAACCAGGAAGUGAAAACUUCCAUGAAGAGGUUAUUGAGUCGACAUGUAGUCUGUCAAGUGGAUUUUAUAAUAAGAAACUGAGAAGGAGGAAUUCUGGCUGGAAUUCA